AAUUCAAGGCUGCCAUCCUGGUCAUUCCAGGAUUAACAUGUCAUGAACAUUAAUGGAUCUCAAUCUCAAAUUUGUUCUGCCCGCAGUAGCUCUACAUGGCUUGAUUAGCACCUUGUGCCACUGCCAGCAGCAGUUCUGGCGCAGGUCAGCUCAUGCGGAUAUUCGCGAAGACAUUGACAGGCAAAACUAUUACUUUGAAUGUUGAGCCAACAACAAAGGUAGGCCCAGUUCCUUCCAUCCCACUCUUCACUCUCUGUGGAGGUAAAGGGAUCACAGUUGCAAAGAUUCAAGGCGAAGCAGCUUCAGUGUUGGUCAAAGCUGCGGCCGAGGAAAUGUCUCGGUUUUGGCAGAGCCCAGAUGGUCUAGCGGUCAGGGAGUAUUUAGAGAAGAAAGUGAUUAAAACUGGCGAGAUCAGCUGCUACCAAAAAGCUGACUCGGUCCACAUCGACUCCAACGCAUCCUUGGAUGAGCUGCUGAUUGAAGCCAGUCGCUUCUUCAUUUUGAAAGCAUUGAAUGGCGACACUGCAGCGCCAAGGCUGGCUGCAGAACCUCCUACCAAGCGCGUCAGGACAAAAGCUGCAAGCUGUGGAGCCCUUCUAUCGCCCAGUUGGUAUGUUGAUCAGGUAUGGCAUGCUAGCUUUGCAUGCGCCUGGUGAAUGAAAUGAUAUGCCACGAUCCAAGAUCUGACGACCAGAACCAGAACGAUAUUCGCUGACGUUCAAGAAGUACUCAAAACUAUUUGGAAAAGGGCCACCCAGUCGAUUCUGGCCUAUGCCAGCGCUCUGGGAAAGGGACCAAGAGCUGUGUAAGGAUGGAUCCGGCCUGAAGGGAAUGAUAUGUGAUGCAGAUGGAGCACCUCCUGACCAGCAAGCACUCAUCUUUGCAGGGCGGCACAUGGAAGAUGCCCGCUCCCUCCAGGAUUACAAUAUUACAGAUUUGAGCACAGUUCACUUGGUGUUGAAACUGCGCGGCUGCUAGAGCUGGAGAUUGACCGCUUCUUUGAACAAUGAUUGACUUCUGCGCUGUGGAAAAGGCAAAGGUCCUUGAAGCAGUUUUUUAAUACCGAGCAGACAGCCUGCAAGGGCGUCAUUCCCAUGACCGCGCUGCAACGAUGUCGCCACUGGCAAACGCUGUCAAAA
Molecule: messenger RNA, 1139 nt
Organism: Cladocopium goreaui
Lineage: Eukaryota; Dinophyceae; Suessiales; Symbiodiniaceae
Source: the annotation of a GenBank genome assembly